Molecule: messenger RNA, 2013 nt
Organism: Dreissena polymorpha
Lineage: Eukaryota; Metazoa; Mollusca; Bivalvia; Myida; Dreissenidae
Product: calcium/calmodulin-dependent protein kinase type IV-like
Exons: 12
Coding region: 98-1129 (343 amino acids)
Biological process (GO): protein phosphorylation
Molecular function (GO): calmodulin binding; ATP binding; calcium/calmodulin-dependent protein kinase activity
Source: RefSeq, a predicted model, not a curated record
UCUUUAAUGCUUCCCUAAUUGGGUCGAGUUGUGUACACUGGUUGUCAACAACUUUUUGUUAUAGUUGCAUUUAUCUUUUUCUAAAUUCUGCAUAAAAAUGCCGGAAUUUUGGAUAACGGAAAGUGUUAAAGAUCGUGCAUUUGAGGAUAUGUACACCGUCCAAAAGGAAUUGGGCAGUGGAGCAACUUCAAAAGUUUUCAAAUGCACUCACAAUGGAACUGGCCAGCCGUGGGCAGUGAAGAUCAUUAACAAAAAGGUUGACAGAAAGGUUGUGAGCACAGAAAUUGGAAUACUUCUGAAAAUCAAACAUGAAAAUGUGAUUAGAAUGAAGGAAAUUUACGAGACCCCUACCCAGAUACUGCUUGUUUUAGAGCUGGUAACUGGAGGAGAAUUGUUUGAAAGGAUCGUUAACAGGGGGCACUAUUGCGAGAGGGAUGCUGCCUUGGCCGUUAAGGAGAUGUUAGUCGGUGUCAAGUAUCUGCAUGAAAAUGGGAUUAUUCACAGAGACUUAAAGCCAGAAAACUUGUUGUAUGAAAGCUCUGCAGCCGAAGCAAAGCUGAAAAUCGCUGAUUUUGGGUUAUCAAAGAUAAUUGGAGCUCAAGUAACCACGAACACAGUGUGUGGCACCCCUGGAUACUGUGCCCCAGAAGUUGUGAAGGGCCGUCUGUACAGCACCCAGGUGGACUUGUGGAGCAUUGGGGUCAUUGCAUACAUUCUGUUGUGUGGUUAUGAGCCAUUCUACCAUGACGAUGAACAACAAAUGUACAAGAAGAUUGUGAAGGGAGAUUAUGAGUUUGACUCUCCGUACUGGGACAACAUCACCACCAAUGCUAAGGAUCUGAUCAGUAAGCUGCUGAAGGUGAACGUGAAGGAGAGGCUGACUGCCGAUGAGGCGCUGCGUCACCCGUGGGUCCGGGGCAUCGCAGCGUCGGGCGAACACAUGGACUAUGCACAGAACAACAUCAAGAAGUUCAAUGCCAGGAGGAAAAUGAAGGCCCUGACCACUAUAGGCCUGGUGCUAGGAGAGCAUUUCGGGGACAACAUCAGCACGAUGACACUCGUGCCCCACUCCACCAGCGAUAUCUCGAUGGAUGUGCAGAGAAAUCCUGAGAAAUAUAUGGAAGAAUAGUCACCAUCAGCUAUGGAAGAAUACCCCCCCCCCCCCGGUAUACAUUUGUAUGAGGUGUAAUUAUUGACUUUGUUAUAGCAAGCUGAGAUGGUUGCAUGCAUAUAAUUCUGAUCUUCCACCCACAUAUGUGCUGACUGGUGUCAGUGAUUUGUAUUGAAAUAGUUCUGUGUGCUGAACUUAAAAACAAUUGAUUGAAAUACUUAUUAUGUAAUUGUGAGACAGAUUGUAUUUAUUUGCUUCAUUUUAUAACUAUGUUGUUUUACAUGCAUAGAUGUGUUUUCUUUUUUAUUCUAUCUGUUAUGUGUGGUUUCAACAUGCUGACAUAUUUCAAACAAUUUUUAGUUCAAUUAAUAAUAAAUUAUUAAUUUUAAUGUUGAAUGUCUUUAUAUAUACAAAAUAUAUUGUGAUACUUUUAUUCACAUCAACUUUAAAAAUGCCCACUUCACAUAAAUGUUUAAUAGGCUUUAUGGAAUUAUUUUGGUUUCACACCAAUUUUUUUGUAAAACUAUUCAAAAGGUUUACAACAUAGAGUUUGUGAUUUUUGUAAUUGUUUUAGAUAAUACAGUAAUAAACAAAUGUUGAAACUAAAUUAUUUCUUUUUCAUAUAUUGUGCCACUUGUAAAAACUGUGAUAUUGUCAUAAUAUGUUGUAACCAUGUACCCAAUAUUUUGUAGUAAUUGAUUAAUGAAUGUAUUACUUAAUAUGUAAUUAUGUUUAAAAAUAUUGUAUGGUAUUAGUUUUAAAAUCUGAAAAUUGUUAAAUUUAUAGUUUUAGUUACUACAAUUGUUUCACUUUUGACAGCAUUUAUUACGUUAUUUAGUUACUGGACAUCACAUGCUUGAGGUUUUAUAUAAAUGUGUGAUAAGCUAUUUAUCAGAACAGAA